AUGCAGCUGGAUAAUUUCAUGGUGGACACCAUCAAGGGCUGGACUCGUUCGACUUGUGUGGCCUUCAUCGCCUUGUGCAUGGCCGACAUCGACUUGAGUGAUGCAUCCCACCAUGCAAGGCUGCAACCGAUGCAGCGCGUGUUGGACAGAGCGUGGCUCUUGCCCAUGCACAUUGAGAUGGGCAUGUCCAAAGACGACCAGACCUUCCGAAAUCUCAGCCUAUCCUUCAGGGGCGCGGAGAGGCAACCACCCAACCUCCUACAAAUGGCCCUGAGGUUCUCCAAAGUCAUGGAUCGAAAUGCUGCUGGCGCUUCAGGGAACACGGAGGCGCGCCUCAAGCGCGUCAUCCAGGAAUUCAACAGCUCCCCUGGGUUACAUGUCAAACACCAGGUGGAGGGUGAGAAGGAACGAGCCGUCCUCAACCUCAUCGUGGGCAGCUGCAAGGAAGCGCGUGCUCUCAUGAGCCACCAUCUUUCUUUCACGAAAUGGAAGGACAGCUGCUUUUCGACAGAGCAGCUGCGCACCCAGAGGUGGUUGCUUGGCGCGCGUCCGAAGCACUGUAUGGAUGGUCUGGCUGAGAUCCUGACAGUGACACCGGUGGCGCAAACAAUGCUGAUGGAGCUUCACAUCAAGUCCUUCAAUGAAGCAUGCAGGAGAGUGAAGACAUCUGCCAGAGCCCGUGUUCGACCCAACUCUGAGGAGUUCGAGAAGAUGGUUGAUUUUGCAUGCAUUUUUGCUGCUUUGCGACAGGCAGCAAGAGCAACAACUUCUGACAAGAGUGUGGAUGGCAAGUUGAUGGAUGCUUUCUUGGCCAAAGACUACUGGCAAGAUGUGGAAGCGGCAGUGUCUACCAAGAAUGGUUCCUUCCGAUUGUCUGCGUUGGCAGUCUGGGCUGACCUGAUUGCACCGCCGUCCAUGCCAGCCUGCCUCCAAGUGGAAGCCUCCAGUGAUGCUGUGUUGGUCGCUCAGGAGCAUGCAGCGGAUAGCCGAUUCCGAGAGAUCAAAAUCAAGUUGGCAUCGGAUUGUCAAUCGAUGACAAGCUACCUCAUGGACAAGUCCAAAGCAGAGAGCAAGAGCCAUGUGUUGAAGGUACUUCACGAAAAGAAGCAGAACGAGAUUGGCAAGUCGGUGGUAGAUGAGUACAUGACUUGCUCCUGCUACAUUGGCUUGAUCGCUGAUGCCAGCCUUCCACCUGAAAUCGACACCGUCAUCCGUGGAAGCGCUGCGAAGCAGAAGGUGGGGAUGGAAAAGAUCCAAGUGGUCGGCUGGGUGGACCUGACCAAAGUCGGGGUCUUGACCCAGAAGGAUGUCAACAAGUAUGCAACAUGGAGCGAGAAGCUCUUGUCGAAGAACCCAACUGGCAGCUGCGUUCUCAUGGCAUGGCCCUUGCUGGCUUCUGCAGCUGGUUGUGGCGCUUUGCGCGCUGACAUCCGGAAGUUGGAGGACAAAUUGGUGCAGCAUAGAAUUGAGAUCCGGCCGUUCUUCCUUCCCAUUGACACUUCAGCGCUGAAUGGCAACAGGGAAAUGCCGUCGGGGUACCAAUGGAGCAUCUGCGUGCUGGACUCCACACUUCCUGCAAAGGGGACUGCCCAUCGUGCAAACAGAGGCUGUGAGAAGGUUGACAAGGCUGGUGUCAACAAGUUCUGCUUUAGCAAGCUCUGGUCAGCGCAGAUUUGUGGAAUGGCUGAAGCCAUCAAUGAACAAGACUUCGUGGUCCCUGGCAUGCUUGCAAGUAACGCAGUCUCCAGCGCUGAGGGGAGAAGGAACUACACUGAUUUGCAAGAGACGUCCCAGUGGCUGGGUGGGACUGACGCGCCGCUGAAGAUCUUGCAAGACCUGCUCACAGGUGCCGGAGCCAAUGAGAAUCACACCGUGGUGGUCAAUGCCAUCCUUUACGAUGGGGCACUGGAGAAGGCCUGUCUCAAAAGGAAGAUCUCAACAUGCAGCCAGUCAGAGAAGCAACCGAUCUUUACAUUUGCUUCGAAGUUGAUGAAGCAGCAUCUCUUGGAGUUGUGGAAGCAGAGUGACGGUCCAUUCACCGACAAGAACCCGAGAUACAAAGCUGAGAUUGAGCAGGACGAGCUGCCAAAGACACCAGAAGGACCAACUUUGAGUUUGUGCACCAUGGUGGACGGGGUCUUGGUUCUUCCAAGGGACGUGCGUCAGGAGUGGAUGACCGACCCAGUCCGAUCGCCUGAGUGGCGCCAACUUGUUCAGGAGUUCGAUAGGCUCUUUUCAACUCCUGCUGCUGCUGCUGCAAACGCUGCUGCAGCAUCUGCUUCUCCAACACCUGCAGCAAAUGCAGGGUCAACUUCAACCACAGCGGUGGACUGGCAGCGGCUGUUUGGGGCACCAAUGUCUUCUGAAAGCUUCCAGCAAACCUUCGCUGACAAGAUCAAGGGCAAGUUUGCGUGGUGCCCAGAGCUCAAUGGUUACCUGGUCCAGCCCACCGAGGGAGGAGGUGAUGACGAGGAUAGUGGCUUGCCGGUCUACCAGCUCUUCCUGGAAGCAACCCAGGACUACAAACUGGACACCAAUGAUGCUUUCCUGACAUAUGGCGCUGGGGCGUGGCUGACUGAUUCUAAGGCAGAUCAGUUUUUGGAAAAUGCACCCUCCAAUCAUCGUGGUGUACUUUGCGCUUUCCACGCUGAUUCGGAUUUGGCUAUUCUAGAGGAAAACGGUCAAGACGGUGAUCGCAAGACCUUGAAAGAUAUCAUCCAGCAAUGUGAACGCGCUGGCAUGAUCGACUUUGAGCUUGCUGGGCACUCCUACUCCCGCCCUGCUGCCGUCAUGCAGGGCCAAACGACGGACACGUUGGAGGUUCGACCAAAAGCACAGAAGAUGAUCUGGAGACCCAACGUGAUUCAGUUCAACCAUCUACGAUGCUCGAACGCUGCCUCUUUCUUCACCGUGGACAAUUUGAAGGUUGGCAUGCACUUUCCUGAGGCCUGGCGUUUGCGCCAAUACCGCUCUGAAAACACCCUUGGCGCUGCGAAGCCACUUUGGUUUCUGAACAGUCCACUAGACUUGGCCAAAAACACCGUUCAAAGGGUGGUGUGA
Molecule: messenger RNA, 3060 nt
Organism: Durusdinium trenchii
Lineage: Eukaryota; Dinophyceae; Suessiales; Symbiodiniaceae
Source: the annotation of a GenBank genome assembly